Messenger RNA from Phycomyces blakesleeanus NRRL 1555(-), 270 nucleotides. RefSeq lists its product as hypothetical. The record is from RefSeq and is a predicted model, not a curated record. The transcript is spliced from 2 exons. NCBI's taxonomy places the organism in Eukaryota, Fungi, Mucoromycota, Mucoromycetes, Mucorales, Phycomycetaceae. Bases 1 to 270 code for a protein of 89 amino acids.
AUGUCAUUCUGGAAUAACGCUCCUCCUCCUCCUCCUCCACAAGCCCCUCAGUUUAAUCCAGCAUCAGGUUACCACCCAGGAUUUGCAGCCCAGCCUGCUCCACCAGGAGCUUACCAAAGUGCUCCAUCUGGAGGUCGACCUGUCUUUGUCAAUCCCAAUAGUUUACCUGUUUACGGAGGUCCACUGCCGCCACAAGGAAGUGGCGGUGGCGGUGGCGGUGGCGGAGGUGGUGGUAGAGGUGGAGGAGGAAAAAAGCCAAAACUUGGGUAA